GCAGCACCGGAACAGGGAGGCAGAUAUUGGCCUCCUGCUUCGGCAUCACGGAUCGAUGCCACCGUCAAAGCCCUCGCAGAACCAGCCCAAAAGCGGCAAUGGCAAGGGCAAAACAGGGAAAGAUGGUCCACAAACGUCCAACAUCGACUUCGGCUUACCCCCUACAGUCGUGACAGCUUUACAAUCCAUCUCCACUCGCGCCACUCAAGAUUUGUGGGGCACUGCCGCUUUCCAAUCCGACAGCCUCACAGCAGAGCAAAUCGCUCAAAGGAGGUCAAACCUGGCAGGCAAGCUCUCAAAGCGCAUUACUGGAGAUACAAAAGCAAAGCAGGACCUGGCCAUCGCAGUGGGGGAAUGGUUUUCUCAGAUAAGCCAGCACCUCUUGGGUCUUUUAGGCCGGAUGCGUGCAAUCGGGUCCAAACUGGACGAGGACUUGUCCGCGGCCGUACAAGAGAUGCAGCAGUACCUCAUCGAACAACCGUCUUCGACUACAGAGGAGCAAUUGCUGGCUGCGACCAAUUCUAUGGGACCUGUAUGGUCACCACCACAAGAGCAGGAGGUGGUGAAGCUCUCCGCGGCCCUGCGUGCCUUCAGCGCGGUUCGACCAACACAGUUGCCUCUUUCCACAGCGGCAUCGAGUGCCCAUGGGCCGCAGCUCCUAUUCAACCAACCGGACCAGCGAGAUCAUAUGGCUGCAGCGGGUGGUAUAAUGGCGGGUGCUGCAAUUCCUGGUGCGGCCCCCGACUCUCAACCCAGCAGCACCUUCCCUCUGGAUCAGACAUCGGAGGCCAGCUUCGGCGGACAUAUGCCAAUGGAUCCAUCCACGGCUGCCGUCGCCUCGAGGGGCCAACGGUGGAAACGCCGCAAUGCAGGCUCAGGACAACGACCCUCAAAGAGUCCACGGAGAGAUUUGGAAGCGCUGGCCAGUCCUUGGCGUGUGGAUGCCACUGGACGCACUCCAGAAGGCGCGCGGAGGGAACCUCAUACCCAGAUGGAGGACGAACCAGAGCUACUUCCAGAUCACGACCACAGGACAUCGAGCUCCCCCCCAUCCUGGUGGCAUUUCUGGCUUCAGCUUAUAUCUUUUGCUGUCGAACACGGAGCAGAUCGUGUUGGCGACCUCGCCGUGGACGAGGCUCAGAAUGCGUUUCUGCCGCUGUCGGAGUCCACGGGAGAUGCCCAAGCUGUUUGUCAGCAGGUCAGGCAAGGUGUCAUUCUAGCGGCACACAUUACUCUAGGAUCGGUGGUCACACUGACAGCACUGAUGCUUCCCAGCCCAGGUCUAGGCACAAUCGUGCUCGACACCCAGCCCGUGCCGAGCACGCGAGAUGCCACUGAGGUCCGCAUGCGCGGAUGUUUCCUGCAUAACGCCAUAUUGGUGGCCCUUGGACGUGACAGGCACACCAGCCGGUGCUUGCAAGUCUUUCCGCCCCUCCCACACAUGCCACAGGAGCAAUACAUCGUUAGCAGCACCUUGCAGCACUGGAAUGAGCUUGCCGUUCCGGUUGAUUUAAGGCCUUUAGGAGGUGGGAUCUCAGCACACUCCGUGCCCUGUACCGCCACCGGGGCAGAUGUGAUAGCCGCUGCCGCGGCGACGCAGCGCCUCCAUGUGCCCCAGCACUACUACUGUCAGGCCGGCGUUACCAUUAUGCACCCAGCUGCACAGGUUCUGCUUAUCCCAGGAGGCACUUCCGUAAGAGGUCUGCUACCAUCGGAUGUUCAAACUGUUGCCCUUACACAUGCCGACCCCUCCCCUGCUAGCCCUGGUGCAGCAGUAACCUCAACUGAGGUUUUAACUGAGUCAAUGCGCACCGUUGCAGUUAUCUACCCAGGAGGUAUUCUCUUGCACGAUGUUACGGGUGAUGGCUUUGCUGAUUCAGACCGUGCCCGCACUAUGAGGGAGAUCCGUGGCGACCUGGGCCUCACCGAGCCAGUCUUCCUGCGGCCGCAGCUGCCAUUAGCAGCACUGCCGGGCACCCAACUCAUAGCCCUGGAACUUGAGGACGUCGAUAGGUCUGUGCUCGUUGAUUUCCGAGGCAUAGGAGGGGGCCUCUCAUUCGCAACCGUUCUUCCGGGCGCCACGUCUAACACAUGUCUGCUAGAGGCUGACCUGCCCACAUGCGAGGCAUUGCCAGCACUGCUACGUGCCGGGUGGCUCAAGAUUAGCGACAGCGGCCUUCAGAAUCAACACUUGCCUAGUCGUCGGGGCAUUAGGGUCAUCACCGUCGAUUGGAAGGUCAUUCCUCGAGAGUCCCCCCCAAUCCUCGACAGUGCCCUGGCCCACGAGGAUCCUCAAUCCGGUUCACAGGGGUCAACACCGUCUCUGCCUCUAUGGAUUUCUGUCGCUUUGGUCUCAAGAAACCGCCUACUUGCAGGCGUGUUGCUUUGUGUUGGCCUGCUUGGCCGUUUUCAGUUUCGCGCUCAUCCUGACGACAUGUGGCUUGUCCCAGAACAGCCUGCCAGCACCAUAUUCAGGGGAUCUCUUGAUUUGGUCUCGGUGACUACCCACCAGCGAUAUGUUAACCUUUUGCAUUCGCAACCUGCCGAAGCAUUGCCACCUAGCUCCCACAUAGCGGGUCGUCUCGAGCGAAUAGGCACCCAGGUUUGCAUCCAAGUUUGGACUCCGGACAAAACCCAUCAGUUCACUCUGGCUGCUGACGAUAUGGCCACACAGCUGCAGCACCGCCUCCGUCUCACGGACCCCACUGGACAACGGCGCAUCCCUGCCCUUGUCCUACCCCAGCUUAUGUGGCCAUGCAUCCAAUUUGUCGCCCCGCAUAAGGAUCCCGAACUUGUCACUAUUCUGGUUGAUCUCGGCUACCGUAUUUACUGUCUGGAUGUUACCCGCCACCGACUCGCUGCUGACCUUUUCCAACAACUACGGCAGAAAUGUGGACACGAAGAAUUCCGCAUUAACCGCGGCCUUGUUGCUUCGGUACGACACGGCGAGCUUCUGCGCGUCUUCUCUGAACAAGCCACCGAAGUCGCCGAAGUCGGCCGCAUUUCGUUCCAUCCUGUGCCCCCUUCUGUCAGUUGGUUGGGUGUAGAAGAUCAGGUUUAUGUCGUAGGCCCCUUCCUUGAUCUUGUUAGGAUAAUACCCGCCCCUGCCGAGCCAGAGACCAGCAUACCAGCCCUGCUUCUCUCUACCUAUGGGGUUACUGGGGUCCUAUACCGCAUCCCGCCGCUGCCUGCGGGUUACCAUUUUCCGACACCAGUCUUUUGCUUUACCCCGCAGGACACGUCCUGUCACGUCGUGAUUGCUGCUGAUGUUCUCGGGCUAUGGCAGCGACUUGUUAUCCAGGCAUCCGUCUUUACCUCCUGGCCCGGAGACGCUCUAGACGAUUUGGCUAGCGAAGCGCGCCCCUUCCACGCCUUCUGGCGCCGCGUCCGCGACUCACUGCCGGUCUUAUAUCCAGUUGCAGACCCGACAUUAGGAUACACACCCUGGGGUCUCCGUAUUGGGAUUGCUGUCUUCGGUGUUUGCACUGCUGAAGUGACGUGGCAACACGUACUCACAAUCGCCGAAGCGAACCCGUGGGACCUAUCUGGCAUGGAAAUUAUGGGAGAUCACGACCUGUGGACUUGGCCCGAUGAUAUACAAGGUCUCGCCGGCCAAUGUGGGCACCUCUUACAAUCCGGGAGCGACCCCUUCUUGUGUGCUGCUAGCUCUGAGGCUAGACCCAGCCUAAGGCCAGCUCCCUCAAAUGCCCAACCACUCUCAGGUUCGAGCACCACCCGCGAGCACAUCGGACGCAUCGCGCUUGAACGUGCGAGCAAUACUCGUUGUUUUAUGUGCCACUUGGCCACUGCCAGUUCCCCGCAGAGGUGCCCGACUUAUAACACUCACAGUUCUGUCAGCGCUCCUGGCGCACACACAUGGGGCACUUCCGGAGCCGAGGAGCCAGUCGACGAGGAAGACAAUGGUAUUGCCCCCGUGCUCAACACUACCCGCACUUGCACUGUAGCAUAG
Molecule: messenger RNA, 3970 nt
Organism: Symbiodinium necroappetens
Lineage: Eukaryota; Dinophyceae; Suessiales; Symbiodiniaceae
Source: the annotation of a GenBank genome assembly